Cricetulus griseus (Chinese hamster) is the source of this 2858-nucleotide messenger RNA. NCBI's taxonomy places the organism in Eukaryota, Metazoa, Chordata, Mammalia, Rodentia, Cricetidae. The record is from RefSeq and is a predicted model, not a curated record.
CAUAGGCCGGGCUAGCAAGAUGGCGGCGCCCAGGGGCCGGUGAGGUGAGAGGACACGAGAAUCCAGGGGACAGCUGCACCGGUGCGUUAUGGCUGCGUCCCCGCACACCCUUUCCUCGCGCCUCCUCACAGGGUCGCGCAUCUUUUCAGGAAUGUCAAUAAUCAGUGGGUUAUGGCCCAGCACCUAAGCUUCCUCAAGCGCAUGUAUGUCACACAGCUUCACAGAGGCCUUAGCCAGCAAGUCAAACCAAAGCCAGAGCCAUCGGCUUCUCCAUUCCUUGAACACAUGUCUUCAGGGCAGGCUAGAGCAGAAGUGGAUGAGCUGCCAUCUUUCUCAGUCCCCAGCCUGCCUUUGUCCAGGAAGACAGAUGAGGAGUUGAUGGAGUUGGAGGCUGCCUCCAUAGUGGAACGUCCUCUAGACAUGGCCAAAGAGACAAAGGAAGAAAAGCAGUGGAAAGAGAUGAAGCUCCACGCUGACGAUCUGCCCAGCAUUUUGGCUCGACUGUCCAAGAUCAAACUCACAGCUCUCGUCGUGAGCACCACUUCAGCAGGCUUUGCGCUGGCUCCAGGCCCUUUUGACUGGCCCUGCUUCCUGCUCACUUCCCUGGGAACGGGUCUAGCAUCCUGUGCUGCCAACUCCAUCAAUCAGUUUUUUGAGGUGCCAUUUGACUCGAACAUGAAUAGAACAAAAAACAGGCCUCUGGUUCGUGGACAGAUCAGCCCGUUGCUAGCUGUGUGUUUUGCCACCUGUUGUGCUGUGCCAGGAGUGGCCCUUCUGACCUGGGGAGUGAAUCCACUCACAGGGGCCCUGGGCAUCUUCAACAUUUUUCUGUAUACCUGUUGUUACACACCACUGAAGAGGAUCAGCAUCGCCAACACAUGGGUGGGAGCCGUGGUUGGAGCCAUCCCACCUGUCAUGGGCUGGACAGCAGCAACUGGAAGCCUUGAUGCUGGAGCACUUCUUCUGGGAGGGAUCCUGUACUCCUGGCAGUUUCCCCACUUCAAUGCCCUGAGCUGGGGACUCCGUGAAGACUACUCCCGAGGAGGCUACUGCAUGAUGUCAGUCACCCACCCAGCGCUCUGCCGGCGCGUGGCACUGCGUCAUUGCCUGGCCCUGAUUGCACUGUCGACGGCUGCCCCCGUCCUAGACAUCACCACGUGGGCCUUCCCCAUCAUCUCCCUCCCCAUCAACCUGUACAUUUCCUACCUCGGCUUCCGCUUCUACGUGGAUGCAGACCCCCAGAGCUGGAGGAAGCUGUUCUUCUGCAGCCUGUGGCACCUGCCACUGCUCCUGUUGUUAAUGCUCACUUGUAAGCAGCGGCCAGAUCAGGAGGGAGACAAGGGAGAGGCCCCAAGCUGAAAGCUAGCCGGCAUGUGGGGAGCGUGAGAGCAGAUAUGUGCAGACGAAUGCAUAGCACGGCCCUGUGCCAGUGGGCAGCGCAUUUUGGUGAUUCUGGCACGCUAAAAGAGAAAUGGAUGGUGUCAGCUGGUGGCAGAUCAUCUGGUGCUGUGUCAUCACUUAACAGUCCUUUUGAUAUUAAUAUCCAAACUGCCUCCCAAAUAAGAAAGGAACUGGCAUAGUGAACUAAUACGAAAAAUAGAAUGUUUCUCCUUGAAGGUUUUUAUGUAUCUUUCCCUCCAGCCCUGUGUUCUCUCACCCACGUGAUACAUAUGCACAUCUUCCUUCUCCCAACACACACGUACACACGUUCUCACCACCCGAAGGCCACAGUUGCCACUGGUCAAACCGGUGCAUGCUUGUAAACCAGCCUCUGUAGUUGUAUAUCCUGAGGCUCCCGCAGGCUGCCUCAGAAGAACACAUACUAUAGCCCCCCUUCUCUGCCACGGAGAUGGGGCCUGACUAGCUUUCUCCUACCAGUGUUCUCAACCACAUAUUCCUUCAAGUAACAGAACACCCAGCACAGCCUGCACAUUGGCAGUAAGGAUUCCAAACGGUUGCCUGCAGGAUCCCAGCCAGCACCUACCAUGGUCCCCACCCCCACCCUGGAAAGGCAAGGUGUCUUCAUCACUCACUUUGAAGUAUAGGCACGGUUUGAGCAUUUCUUUAUGGAAGGGUGGCACUUGACAUCCCAAAACCCCCUCAGGCACUGAGCCCACCACAGUACCACUGUAGUUGUGCUGUGGCUGUCAGGAUUUCUCUGGUGGCCUUCUUGGGGGCUGAAUGGGAGAGAGAGCAUGAGCUGGGCCAGCAGCCAUUCCACACCCACUCUUACCUCUUUAAUGUAAACAGCAUUUCCACACGGGUGCCUCCUGAGUCCAGAAAUUCGCCUCUGUGUGGUCCAGUGGUAUUCAGAGAGGGCCAGUUGGGUUCCUAGUGGCCAUGGGUCCAGUUCUGGGAAUUCAUGACCUCUGAUACAAAGCGCAGUCUUGUAUGUCCACAGAGAGGCCUGUUGCCUUAAAGUUGUGGAGCUUGGCAGGAUGUUUGAGUUCCAUGGUCUCCCAGAGUGCUGUGCCCUGUCAGGAUUCCCUCAGUGUGUUUAAGCCACAUAAAAACAGUUCUUGAAUUUAGACUGUUCUCCCCAAAAUGUGGAAAGCUUGAGCUGUGGCCCAAAGGCAGAGCACUUGCUUAGCCAUGUUCUAGGGGGCUGAUCUCAAGCACCCCCCCAAAAAAAGGAAAAGAAAAACUGGGGUGGGUGGGGUGGCGUCUAGAGUGACUCAGAUAGUGUGCCUGGUACCUCUUUCUACCUAUUGUAACGUUACCUCCUGGCUGUGUCUGGCUGUGUACUGUGGGACAGGAAAUGGAGAUGUCUGCAAAGGGCAUCUGUGAUUUGUUGCAGCCUUUCAGUCUGUAAAGUGUGUUGGUUCUCCCCCUGCUGCAAUAAAAGUUACAAACAGGAA